This is a messenger RNA of Mugil cephalus (flathead mullet), 5746 nucleotides long. It is a transcript of the gene clcn6, whose product is annotated as chloride channel 6. Gene Ontology annotation, biological process: chloride transport; transmembrane transport. Bases 183 to 2795 code for a protein of 870 amino acids. Lineage: Eukaryota; Metazoa; Chordata; Actinopteri; Mugiliformes; Mugilidae. Gene Ontology annotation, cellular component: lysosomal membrane; intracellular membrane-bounded organelle. The record is from RefSeq and is a predicted model, not a curated record. Gene Ontology annotation, molecular function: voltage-gated chloride channel activity. The transcript is spliced from 24 exons.
CUGAGAUAUUGUGAUUUUUCUCAUGUCUUUCCACUUUAGGAGGACUGUCUAGUGUCUUCAUGCUGGUUUGAUAGCUACCGUUAAAAAGGAGAAGAAGAAGAAUGGCUUCAUCACAUGAGACCGGUUUUGUUUUUUCCAACGGGUUUAAGCCGGUGAAAGCUUUCCUUUCCCGGAAGCCGUGAAUGCGUCGUGAGGGUAAAACGAAGAUGGCGUGUUGUGGAAACUGUUUUUGUUGCCAGUCCUGCUGCAGGGAAGGAGAGACACGGACGCCAGAGGAACUGACGAUCCUCGGGGAAAUCCGAGAUGAAGAGGAUGAGAUUCUACCCAGGAAAGACUACGAGAGUUUGGACUAUGACCGCUGCAUCAGUGAGCCCUAUGCAGAGGUUCUGGAGGGGAUGGACAACAAGAAAGCCAAAAAGUACGAGGCCGUUCGGUGGCUGAUGGUUUUCGCCAUCGGGGUCACGGUCGGUCUGGUCGGCCUGUUUGUGGAUUUCUUUGUUCACCUCUUCACCAAAAUCAAAUUCACCAUGGUUGGUUCUACUGUAGAGAAGUGCAGUGGUAACGGCUGCCUGUUCCUGUCUCUGCUGGAGCUCCUGGCGUUCAACAUGACCUUCAUCUUUAUUGCCAGUAUGCUCGUCCUCAUCGAGCCCGUGGCUGCAGGUUCAGGGAUCCCAGAGAUCAAAAGUUACUUGAACGGAGUGAAGAUCCCUGGAAUUGUCCGGCUACGAACGUUUCUGUGCAAGGCCGUCGGAGUCCUGUUCAGUGUGGCCGGAGGUCUGUUCGUGGGGAAAGAAGGUCCGAUGAUUCACAGUGGAGCCAUCGUGGGAGCUGGACUUCCUCAGUUUCAGAGCAUCACUUUCAAGAGGAUCAAUUUUGAUUUCCCGUACUUCCGCAGUGACAGGGACAAGCGGGACUUUGUCUCAGCCGGCGCUGCAGCCGGAGUAGCCGCUGCCUUCGGGGCUCCGAUAGGUGGCACCCUCUUCAGCCUGGAGGAGGGAUCCUCAUUCUGGAACCAGGCCCUCACAUGGAAAGUGCUCUUCUGUUCCAUGUCGGCGACCUUCACUCUCAACUUCUUCCGUUCGGGCAUCAACUUCAACAAGUGGGGUUCGUUCCAGCUGCCCGGUCUGCUCAACUUUGGCGAGUUCAAGUGCGCAGACGGAGAUAAGAGCUGCCACCUGUGGACGGUGGUGGACCUGGCCUUCUUCGUCCUGAUGGGCCUGGUGGGCGGCCUGCUGGGGGCGCUGUUCAACUGUGUGAACAAGAGACUGGCCAAGUACCGGAUCAGACACAUCCACCCGAAGGCCAAGUUUAUCAGAGUUCUGGAGAGUCUGCUGGUUACCAUGGUGACGACGGUGGUGAUAUUCGCAGCUUCAGUGUUGUUGGGCGAAUGUCGUGACCUGUCCUCCCCCACAACCCACAACAUCACGCUGAGCGGCAGUGAGGACAUCAACUCGACCAUUCGCCAGUACUUCUGUUCCAACAAGACCUACAACGACAUGGCGACUCUGUUCUUUAACCCGCAGGAGGCUGCCAUCCUCCAGCUCUUCCACCAGGACGGAACCUUCAGCCCUGUGACUCUGUCCGUGUUCUUCCUGCUGUACUUCCUGUUGGCCUGUUGGACCUACGGCGUGUCUGUACCCAGCGGCCUCUUCGUCCCGUCGCUGCUGUGCGGCGCAGCUUUUGGACGUCUGGUUGCCAACAUCCUCAAAGUGAAACUGGGGAUGGACAUUUACUCGGGGACCUUCGCCCUCAUCGGAGCUGCCGCCUUCCUGGGAGGAGUGGUCAGGAUGACCAUCAGUCUCACCGUCAUCCUCAUCGAAUCCACCAAUGAGAUCACAUACGGGCUGCCCAUCAUGAUCACCCUCAUGGUCGCCAAGUGGACGGGAGAUUUCUUCAACAAGGGCAUCUACGACAUCCACAUCGAGCUGAAAGGAGUGCCGCUGCUGGAGUGGGAGACGGAGCUGGAGAUGGACAAGCUGACGGCCAGCGACAUCAUGGAGCCCAACCUGACCUACGUCUACCCCCACACCCGGGUCCAGUCCCUGGUCAGCAUCCUGCGCACCACCGUGUACCACGCCUUCCCCGUGGUCACCGAAAACCGGCAGAACGAGCGCGACUUCAUGAAGGGCAACAUCCUGAUCAGCAACAACAUCCGCUUCAAGAAAUCCACGGUGGUGUCCCGGGCGGGGGAGCAGAGGCGGCGCUGUCAGUCCAUGAAGUCGUACCCGUCCAGCGAGCUGAAGAACGUGUGCGACGAGCAGGGUCCCGCGGUGGAGCCGGCGGAGGAGGGGGAGGACCUGCUGCAGCAGAUGUUAGAGAGGAGACAUGCCCCGUACCCCAACCUGUACCCGGACCAGUCCCCCAGCGAGGAGUGGACCAUGGAGGAACGCUUCAGGCCGCUCACCUUCCACGGCCUCAUCCUGCGCUCGCAGCUCGUCAACCUGCUGGUCCGGGGGGUUUGUUACGCUGAGAACCAGUCGAGCACCACUCAGCCCCGGCUGUCGUACGCGGAGAUGACCGAAGAUUACCCCCGUUACCCCGACAUCCACGACCUGGACCUGGCGCUGCUCAACCCCCGGAUGAUCGUGGAUGUGACGCCCUACAUGAACCCGUGUCCUUACACGGUUUCACCAAACACCCGCAUCUCACAGGUGUUCAACCUCUUCAGGACCAUGGGGCUGCGACACUUACCCGUGGUCAACGCUGUGGGAGAAAUUGUUGGAAUAAUAACGAGACACAAUUUAACUCACGAGUUCCUUGUGGCCAAACUGAGACAGCACUACAUCACUAUUUGACCGUUCAACCGUGGACAACUCUGCCCCCCCCGAAGAAGAAGAAGUCCCCCCCGAAACUCUGCCCCCGGUCCUGAGCUGAGCUGAGCCCAGUCUGGGUCCCUUUCUAACAAGCAUGUAGGCUUUUCUCAAACACAUCAAGGAUCUCCAGACAGAACCCAACGUUCUCUGUUCUCCGUGCUCCAGUAAGAAACAGUGAAUCCACAGAAACCACCCACACUGAUGUUACAUGAACCCCCCCCCCUCCAGCAUUCAGACUGUGAGCAACAGGACGGAGGUUGUUUUAGUUCUGGCUGGCACACUGGCCUCGCAGCAUUUCAGAGCAGCAGCUAUCGGAGCAGUUAUUUUGGUAACUACUUAUGGAUCACAAGUCUUAUCGCAAGCUAAACAAAACAAACUGCGGGUAGAGGGAGCUAGAAAAAAAGUUGCAGGUGGUUCGCGCUUUCUUGUAAGUUUAUAAACUUCUCAGUCGCUUCUCUGCGUCGUCAACGUUGGACGUAGCUGCUCCAACGACGCUGUUAAGCCACGUAGCUGGAAAAAAAAGCAGCAUACGUGGUGUCUGGCCACUUAACCAUGAGGUACUUUUGCGUAGGUGCACAUUGGAUUACCGUAAUUAUGUCACGGUUUGGGCCAUCAGAAAAAUUCUGAUGGCUUUCUCGUUGCGCUUUCAUGCAGUCAUUACGGUAAUUUCUCUUACGCCUCUUUCAGACUUUUUUUUCAUGUUUUCUGACCUUUUUAUUGUCAAAAUAAAACACAUUGUGAGGUUUAGGUGAACCAAGCUGAGAUUUGAAGCUGAUAGUGUUGCUCACAGUUUGAAGCCCAGAGCACAAAACAACAACAACUACCAAAGUGGAACAUCACCCACAGAGGGCUCCUUACUUCCUUCAACACCGAAUGUUUCUUUUGACCUUUUUGUCGUUACUGCAGCACUUUUAUUUUAUUUUACUUUCCUGUCAGUAUGUUUUUUUUUUUUCCAUUUACUGUGUGAUUGACUGGAACAUAAUGCACUAAGAGGCCGGACCACAUCCUGACCACACUACCAGUUGUUUGCAAGACUUUGACUGUUCAGACUUUGCAUUAAGAUCCGAUCGCAAGUGACCAGCUUCACACCAGGCAUUAAUUAAUUAAUUCAUUCAUUCAUUAAUUAAUUAAUUGUGUUUACAAAUGUGUCUCCAGCUCUGACGUCAGCUUCGUGCUCUGCAUAAAACGUCAUCUGGGGCGUAGUAGAUGGACGGGAUCGAUCUCUGCUGCUGUUUCAGAACCAUGAACAGCGACAGUUUCCGUGUGUGACUUUUGCACAGACACGUAAUCUCAGAAAGGUAAUUUAAAUAUAAAUGAUUAUCUUUUCUAAUGAUCAAGAAUUAACAACACGCUGAUAUGUUUUCAUUCUCAGGUUAAACACUUUAAUUAGUAAAUUCUAGCUUAGAUUUAUUUAUUUUUUUUAAGUUGAUUAACAGCUACAAGGACAGAAUAAUUAGAAAGCGUCUCAUUAAUAAUGAACAGACUCGCUCACGGUGCUUUUUUUCUGAAUGAACAGCUGCGUUUCCAUUACACUUUUUUGCAGAAUCAGAAUCAGAAUCACUUCAUUGAUCCCAAUUAUGUUUUAUUACAGCUGCUCCUCCUCAGAGUGUAGGAGAGCAAAGAGCAAUGAUUAUGCAUUUAGAAUAAGAAUAAAAAUAUUAAUAAAUAUAUAUAUAUAUAUAUAUAAAUAUGUACAAGUGAACAGAACAAAGUAAAAGUGAGAAGUAAAAUAGCUCUUUGUCCGUGUUUCCAGUGAAAGGUGUUUUGAGAAUGAGCUGACUUCAAAGGAAAUGCACCUUUAUGAUAAACUAUCGACACGUCUGGAAAAACAACCUCACUACAACGUAAAAAUUCAGAUUUAAGCGACAUUUGAGAGGUUUUUCAAAGUGUAGAUGUUUCCAUUACCAGUUUUUUAUUGCAGAUAUUCAGGUUUUGUGCACAGAAACGCAGCAGAUGAGGUCGGAUGUUUCUCGAUUUCUUUCACGCUGGUCACUUACAAUCAGAUUCUCUAGAUUUGAUCUUAGUUCAGGGUCUGAACGAAACCUCUGACGGUCGAUUCCAAACUGCACACGACGCGUUUAACCACUUCAUCUUUACGUUAAGUGUUUCUUCUUUCUAAUAUAAUCAGUUCAGCAUUAGUUUUAUUUCAGCCUCAGACCAAGUCUCUGUUAUGUAAUAGACACUUAAGAUCUUUUAAAGACAACUGUAACAGUCCUAGAAUAGAAGAACCGGUUCAUAAAGAUCCCAAACCGUUAAACUCUCUUCUUUAACCGUUUUGGACCUGAAUGAAAGAGCCUCCGUAAAAACCGGCUUAUGAAGUAUUUUAAUGUCGAUCCUGCGCCGUUAGUUUCCAGCAGUAGGAUGUGAUUUAAGUGAAUCUUUCUUCGCUUAAAGGGACUAAAAAUGUGAGCGAAGGCAGAAGGAAGUGAAUCUAUUAUUUAAUUGAUGUGAUUUGCAUUGAAUAUACUCACCACAGCGGCACAUGAACAUUCCUCGUUUUGUUUUAAUUUUUUUUGCUUUCAGAUGUAUUUAAGAGAAUAUUUUUAUAUGAUUUUGUUUUUAAUUUGCUUCCAGAGCCGUGAAAGAUUAAAAUGCAUUUCUGAGUGGACAGUAUUUUUUUUUUUUUUUUUUGUUUGUUUCUUUUAAAUAUAUGUAUAUUGUGGUGAUUUUCUCAGUUGUUUUAAGAUGAUUAUUGUUACGUUGUGCGCACUAAGCCGCCAUUAACGAGGUGCAGUGUGUGUGAGGUUAGGACGGACGGUGGAUGGUACGUACGAGUUCCACCGCGGAGCCUGUUCCCUGGUGACGCUGCCGGUUUCUACGUGUGUCGUAGACGUGAAGAAGAGAAGCAGAUGGAACAAUCAAACAGCCGAAGGAACCGGGACAGAGCUCUCGUCUUGCUGUCUUGUGCCUUUAAAUAAAGGUCUUUAAGAUUU